UAAGAACUGUAUACAUUUGUAUUAUCUGUGCAAUUAUUUGGACCCGAUUCGGAGCAAUAGGAAACAGCUCGUUCAGUUGGUUUUGUUCGCGCAUGGGGCCGCACUUGUUUUAAUUAAAAAUAAAAGUUUUUUUUGUGUCCUGUAAGAAGUUACAAAACCGCCACAGAUGUUGAAAAUGGGAUGUGGCUUGUCCAAAGACAAUGCAGAAGCAGGGAAGAUAAGCCGGGAUAUUGAUAGGCAAAUUAAAACAGAAACGAAGGCAUUCCAGGAACAAAUCAAACUCCUGCUACUUGGGGCUGGUGAAUCAGGCAAAAGUACGAUUGUCAAACAAAUGGUCAUUAUUCAUAAAAAUGGAUUUUCAGAAGAAGAAGUUUAUAAAUUCAGACCUAUUGUGUUUGGGAAUGUAUUGCAAUGCAUGCUGUCGAUGGUGGUAGCUAUGAACAAGUUAGGAAUACAAUAUGAAGACAAAGAAAGAGAGAACGAUGCGGGCAAAUUGCUAGCAGCUGCUGCAGCAAACACAGAAGACAUUGGUGGAACUAUCGGACAAUGUAUAAAAAACUUGUGGCAAGAUGGUGGAAUACAAGUGGGUGAUGUUAAAUAUUGUACAAAAUACAACUUAGUAAAUGGUGUACAAAUACAACCCAAUCACUAUAUAUAUUUUCUAUGUGAAUAUGAUACUGUGUAGUACCUGAUAUAUAGG
This is a messenger RNA of Ciona intestinalis (vase tunicate), 700 nucleotides long. The record is from RefSeq and is a predicted model, not a curated record. Lineage: Eukaryota; Metazoa; Chordata; Ascidiacea; Phlebobranchia; Cionidae.